AUGUCCGGCCCAUCACGGUCAUCCUCGGCCUCCCGGGCUUCACGCUACAGGGAACCAACAGACCCACCCUCGCCCAAUAUACCCGAUGAAGGCUACUACGAGCAACGAACAGAGGUGCCCAAGUGGGCCUUGCAGCUCAGUGAGGAACAACGAGCUGAGCUGGCGAUUCAGUUGCUGCAGUCUGUUUCGCCCAUGGUGUUCUCACGAGCCUAUGCUCGACUCACUCCUUUGCUCCAACACCGUGACUUCUUGGCAGAGUUACCUUACGAACUCACAGUCCAUCUCCUCUCAUAUCUCGAUGAAAGGUCGCUAAUGAAUGUUGCCCUCGUCUCAAAGGAAUGGAACCGAUUCGCAUCAGAUAACGCUGUCUGGAAGGGGAUCUAUAUCCGACAUGGAUGGGCGGUCAACCAGGAUAUGAUCGAUUGGUAUCUCAAGGGAUCAGAACUGGAGAUGGCAUCGAUAGCCCUUGAGCGAGAGCAGGAACAGGAGCACGAGGACAGGGUCAUCUUUGCCGCAAGGUCUGCAGUGAGCAACGGCAAACGCCGUAAAGUGGUGGAUAUCGACCCCAAGGAUGAUGCUGCAGAGCGCAGUGGUGACGACUAUGACAUGCUGCAAGAUAUUACAACACCGUAUGAGCGAUACCCAGAGGAAGAAGGCGACCGCAAGUUGCACCGAUUCUCGCCAACGCAGUUUGAUCCUGAGCACCAAACAGAUAUUGACGCCAUUGAGACCCUGACACAUGCACCAUCAGAUCCCCCCACCAUCGCCUAUCCGGAUCCCGAACCCCCUAACGACAAUCUCUUCUCCUACGUCGACAUCUUCCAGGUCGUCAAGAUUCUUUGGACACCAGAGGAGCGGUUCAGCGGACCAGCAACAACUCGGAUCACAGGCAGCAGCUGCAUCGACUUUAUCGGAUCUCAGGCACCAUAUCCAUCACAAUUCCUCACCCCCGAGAUCCUUCAAGCCCAUCGAGACCCCAUUUCUGGUCGCGCGACGAUCAACUGGAAGUACCUGUGUAUGCAACGCAAGCUGCUGGAAAAGAAUUGGACGCAGGGAGUACAUUUGGCAAGAGAGCUUCCAGGACAUACCGAAGGGAUCUACUGUAUCCAGUUUGACGGCUACAAGGUUAUCAGCGGCAGUCGGGAUACCACCAUCAAGAUCUGGGACAUCAGAUCGGGCGAAUGCGUCAGGACAUAUUCUGGCCAUACUGCCAGCGUCCUGUGUCUCCAGUAUGACGAUACGAGGAUUGUGAGCGGAAGCAGUGACACGUCCAUUCUUGUCUGGGAUCUAGAAACCGGCCAAAUCCUUCAGAGGCUGAAUGGUCAUAUCGACAGUGUGCUGAGCGUGCGGUUCGAGAAGGAUAUUGUGGUCAGCUGCAGUAAGGAUCGGAGUGUCAAGAUUUGGAAGAUCAGCUCAGGACAGCUGCUGAGGACUCUCAGGGGACAUCGUGCUGCUGUCAAUGCGGUCCAGUUCUCACCAGAGUCAGCGGCGCCGUCCCCCUUCCGAGGAAACCCGAGACUCGUGGUAUCUGCCAGCGGCGAUAAGACGAUCAAGGUGUGGUCGUUCGAGACGGGUGAAUGUCUGAGGACGCUGGAGGGUCAUGCCCGAGGUAUCGCUUGCAUCCAGUUUGAGGGCAAUGUUGUUGUCAGCGGGAGCUCGGAUCAGUCGAUCAAGAUCUGGGACCUUUCCACAGGAGCGUGUAUCAACACCUUGGCGGGGCACGAGGGACUCGUACGAACAUUGCAGUUUGCGGGAGGACGGAUCAUCAGCGGAAGUUAUGAUGAGACUAUCAAGAUUUGGGACCAGGCAACUGGCAAUCUUUUGACCGAUUUGGGAGGACGCCAUUCGCACCGGGUGUUCAAGCUACAGUUUGACGACUCCAAGAUUGUGAGCUGUUCACAGGACCAAAAGGUAGCACAAAUCAUCAUUUGGGACUUUGCUGAUGGAGUUGAUACGACCUUCUUGAACUAG
This is a messenger RNA of Linnemannia hyalina, 1971 nucleotides long. NCBI's taxonomy places the organism in Eukaryota, Fungi, Mortierellomycota, Mortierellomycetes, Mortierellales, Mortierellaceae. The record is from the annotation of a GenBank genome assembly.